Notodromas monacha is the source of this 759-nucleotide messenger RNA. The record is from the annotation of a GenBank genome assembly. NCBI's taxonomy places the organism in Eukaryota, Metazoa, Arthropoda, Ostracoda, Podocopida, Cyprididae.
AUGAUUACAUUUUCAGCGGGCAAAAGGGGGUAUCUACCCAUGACCGUUCAAAUGAGCGUAAUGAUUUCUACUGAAGAGAUUCAAGCGAAAGUAAAAGAGCUUGGUGCACAAAUCGAUGCGCAUUAUGCAAACAGUGAUAAGGAACUCGUACUGAUUGGUUUAUUACGUGGUUCAGUCAUUUUCAUGGCAGACUUAUGUCGUACCAUUUCAAAACCACAUGAACUCGAUUUCAUGACGGUUUCGAGCUACGGUGGCGGUACGGUAUCUUCACGUGAUGUAAAAAUUUUAAAAGAUUUAGACGGCGAAAUUCGCGGUAAAGAUGUCUUGGUCAUUGAAGACAUCAUCGACUCAGGCAACACCUUGAGCAAAGUAUUAGAAAUUUUAGAAACACGCUCUCCCAACUCAAUUGAACUAUGCACCUUAGUCAGCAAACCUUCACGCCGUGAAAUUGAACUCGAUGUGAAGUUUUUAGGCUUUAAUGUCGAAGAUCGAUUCAUUGUGGGUUAUGGCUUAGACUACGACCAAAAGUACCGUCAUUUGCCAUUUAUUGGUCUCAUCGCACGUGCUAUCCAUCCUGGCGAUGACAAAGCGGGAUUUAUUGUCACCACUUUACUGGGGAUUGCAGGUUCUCUCGUAGCCACUUAUGGUGGUCGUUUACUUGGUCUCUAUAGUGAAGGCUCUGCCGCAGGCUUUAUUGCGUCAGUUAUUGGGGCCAUUGUUAUUUUAUUCAUCUACAACAUGGUCACCAAAAAAACCUAA